AUGGCAGCAGCGACAACUACACCAGGCAGCAGUGGCAUCCAAGUUGCUGAGCUGGCUCCCUCGCUGGCGCAGCGUGCGCAAUGCUUUCCUGCCGCCCAGCCCUACCAAGGUUUCCGCACGGACCUGCUGGCAGCUGUGGCCAACGCAACUUAUGGGCGACCCGCCGUACAGAGCGAAGUGUGUGCGCUCGGCGGGGUGGAGCUGGUACUGGCACAGUGCCAGCUGGACCGGCACUCGCCGCUUGCACGAGAGUGGGCGCUAUGGGGGGUGCGCAACCUGUGUGAGGGCAAUGCGCAAGCGCAGGAGGCAAUCCGCCAGCUGCAGCUGUGCACGACUGUGGACAAUGAGGAGUUGAAGCGGAUGGGUGUGCGAAUGGAGCUGGACGAACACUCGGGAAAGUUGCGGGUGAUCAAGCGGGAGACAGCGGCUUCUGCGCGUCGGGCGACAGGACCACCAGCUCCUGCGCCGCAAACAACUGCUGCAACGGUGCCUCAUGGCUACGUGCCGCGGGCCAGCGGUCAGCGUGCAUGCCCUCCAGCGCAAAUCGCUUCACUGCGCCCGUGA
This is a messenger RNA of Chlorella variabilis, 564 nucleotides long. RefSeq lists its product as hypothetical. The record is from RefSeq and is a predicted model, not a curated record. NCBI's taxonomy places the organism in Eukaryota, Viridiplantae, Chlorophyta, Trebouxiophyceae, Chlorellales, Chlorellaceae. The transcript is spliced from 4 exons. The coding region runs from base 1 to 564 and encodes 187 amino acids. Gene Ontology annotation, cellular component: cytosol.